This is a messenger RNA of Penicillium samsonianum, 1989 nucleotides long. Its product is annotated as transient receptor potential ion channel family protein. The record is from RefSeq and is a predicted model, not a curated record. Gene Ontology annotation, biological process: transmembrane transport; fungal-type cell wall biogenesis. NCBI's taxonomy places the organism in Eukaryota, Fungi, Ascomycota, Eurotiomycetes, Eurotiales, Aspergillaceae. The coding region runs from base 1 to 1989 and encodes 662 amino acids. The transcript is spliced from 2 exons.
AUGCAACUGAAUGGCUCCCUUUUCGGAGCUUUCAUGCUCCUCCAGAGUCUUCAGCUUGUACAAGCAGAAAAUCUUAUCCAAGCCACCGGGCUGACACAAUGUUCCGACAGUACCGAAGUGACCGUGAAUAACUUCAAUGCGGUAUUCACACCAGCCAACAAGUCCAUCAGCAUUAUCUUUGAUGGCUAUUCGGAAGUGGCCGGAGAUGUUCUUAUUGACGUGGACCUCUUGGUGUACGGAUACAAAGCGUUCACCAAGUCGUUCGAUCCGUGCAGUCUUGAUUUGGCGGUAUUUUGUCCUAUGAAAGCCAUCGAACUGCAAGUUCCCACAAUCACCCAAACAUUGGGCGACAGCGUCCUCUCGCAAAUACCCUCGAUCGCCUACAGCGUCCCCGACAUCGAUGCAGUGAUUCGGCUCAGGCUCAAAUACAAAAAUGGAGGUAAACAGAUCACUUGCUUGGAGACCCGUGUUCGCAAUGGAAAAUCAGUCUACCAGCCUGGUGUGUCGUGGACACUCGCCAUCAUAACCGGUCUUGGUCUCAUCACCUCCACGGUCAUAUCACUUCUCGGCCAUUCGAACACGGCAACCCAUCUUGCUUUCCGAUCGCUUGCUUUCCUCGGAUUCAUCCAAACACAAGCAAUGGCUGGGAUGAGUUCAGCGAAACUGCCACCCUUUGUGCAAUCAUGGACUCAGAACAUGCAAUGGAGCUUGGGAAUUGUGCGGUCAGAUUCUCUGCAGACAAUUGCAACCUGGUUUCAACGCGCCACUGGGGGUACACCCUCGAACGUGAUGACAUCGUCCAGUUCUGUAUCUGUUGUCCUGCAGAAGCGUUCCUCUGUGAUCCAACGCAGAGCCGCAGAGAAAGGAAGUCAAAUUCUUCUUCGCGGCAUUGAACGGGUCGGAAUUCGUGAUUCCAUCGAACUGACCAACAUCUUUAUGACCGGAUAUCUAUUCUUUUACUUCGUCACCGCACUCAUCGUCGCUUGUGUAGGUCUGGUCUUGCUGGUCCGAGCUGUUCUAGCCAAGAAACAGACAUUGCUUCCAAAAUUGGAUCGCGCCAUCAGUGUCACCGCAGAUUGGAAAACCAUUCUCCGCAGUACCUUCUUCCGACUGGCGUGCAUCGGAUACCCACAGAUGUGUAUACUGUGUCUCUGGGAAUUGACUCAUCGGGACUCAGCCGCCGAAAUUGUACUGGCCAUCACCAUGUGGCUGGUGACGACCGCCCUCUUAGCUUUUGCUGCAUUCAAGGUGUUCCAACGCGCGAUGCGAUCGAAACAGCUGCACAACACACCUGCGUACACACUCUAUUCCGACCCUGCCACUCUGAACCAGUGGGGAUUCCUGUAUAUCUACUACCGCGCUCCGGUCUACUACUUCCUUGUCCCAACUCUGGUCUACACCAUUGUUAAAGGAAUGGUUAUUGCCUUCGCUCAGCCUUCACCGGUUGCACAGUCGAUCGUUCUUCUUAUUUUGGAACUUUCCAUGAUGCUUGCAACCGCCAUCAUCAAGCCGUUCAUGAGCAAAGGGGCAAAUGUCGCUGCAAUCACGAUGACGGUGCUUAAUUCCCUCAAUACGAUCUUCCUGCUUGUCUUCUCCGAUGUUUUCGACCAACCUGAACUCAUGACUGGCAUCCUGGGAGUAAUCUUCUUCAUCCUGAAUGCACUAUUCACACUUGUGCUCCUGAUCUACCUUUUGGUUGGUAUGGUUUACGCCAUUUUCCUCAAGAAGCCCGACACCAAAUACAAACCUCUUGGCGACGACCGUGACUCUUUCCGCUGGUCUCGUACCGGAACAACGACCGAGUUGUCGUCCCUCGAGAAGAUCGCAAGAGGCGAGGAGGAUACAGAAGGCCACCCCCACCCCGCGCGCGUGGUCACUGCUCCGCCCAGCGACGAAGAUGUGUCAAUGGCAGCCAGAAGACCAUAUAAUGAUGUUGUGGACCCUUCGCUGCCACUCUUCCCCACCAGCUAUGACCACACUCGACGAUAA